This is a messenger RNA of Spirometra erinaceieuropaei, 1584 nucleotides long. NCBI's taxonomy places the organism in Eukaryota, Metazoa, Platyhelminthes, Cestoda, Diphyllobothriidea, Diphyllobothriidae. The record is from the annotation of a GenBank genome assembly.
AUGUACAAGGCCGUCAUCCUGUCGACACUACUGUAUGGAGCGGAGACUUGGACGGUGUACGCAAAGCAGGCACGUCGACUAAACCACUUCCACCUCAGCUGUCUUCGUCGCAUCCUGAGGCUGAAGUGGCAGGAUCGAAUCCCCGACACUGAUGUGCUGGAACGGACGGGAAUCCUCAGCAUCUACGCCAUACUGAGGCAAAUUCAGCUGCGCAGGAGCGGCCACCUGGUGCGCAUGGAUGACGAGCGACUACCCAAACGACUCUUCUACGGAGACGUCGCGACGGAUUCUCGUCGUCAAGGAGGCCCAAUUCGUCGAUACAAGGAUACCCUGAAGUCCUCCCUGAAGCUACUGCAAAUCAACCCGACCAACUGGAAAGAGCUCGCCUGCGAUCGUCCGGCAUGGAGGAGAACAGUGAAGACAGGCGCUGCUAUCCACGAAGCCAACCGCAUCGCUGCCGCCAAAGCGAAACGUGAAGCCCGCAAAUCACAACUUCGCCCAGUAAGCAACGCCGCCGCACAACCGCUUCCAACGUGUCCUCGAUGUCAACGGACAUUCCGGGCUCGAAUCGGACUUGUUGGACAUCUCCGAACCAACUGAACCUCUCGAACUGCUCCAGCCAUCGUCCCCCCGCUUGCCUCUUCCUCCUCCUCUCCGCCGCCAACUUACCCUGACAAUUCUUCUGACCCACCACUUCCAUCCUCCUCCUCCCCCUCCUCCUCCUCCUCCUCCUCCUCGCCCACUGCUCCAACGGCGGCCACUCAGGCGACUGUCCCGCGCACAGCAACCGACAAUACCACCACCUCCCUUGAUUCCAGGGAUGAGGAUCAGGACUACACCUGCCCUCACUGCGACCGUACCUUCACCUCACACGUCGGCCUGGUCGGUCACUUGCGAAUCCGUCGCACAGAGACUGGCGAACCAGUGCGUGAAGCACCAACCUACACCCACCGCACUCGCCUCCACUGCCCACACUGCCCUCGCACCUUCAGGCAUCUCAUGGGCCUUUUCGGCCACAUGCGCAUCCACGAGAGCGGCCUUAACCGCACUCCCGACACAACCACCACAUCCAACACAUCCACCGUGCACACCCCCACCCUCGUUCCAUCCGUCCGCGCCACCACCACCGCCUCCUCUGUAGCUGACACUGACACCGCCGACUUCUCAUGCCCACACUGUCCGCGCACAUUCACCUCACGCAUCGGCCUGGUCGGUCACUUGCGAAUCCAUCGCACAGAGACUGUCGAACCAGUGCCUGGAGCACCCACCUAUACCCACCAAGCUCGUCUCAACUGCCCACACUGUCCUCGCACUUUCAGGCAUCGCUUGGGCCUAUUCGGCCACAUGCGCAUUCACGACGACCUGCGGUAUACCACCGCCGGCAAACCACACAUUCACUCACUCCCUACCUCCUCCACCACCACUAUCACUCCACCAGAUUUCAACACUCACACACCUCAUGCACCCAACUGUCACCUCCCACGCAAGUGGGAAGUGUGCAUCUCGACUCGGUCCCCAUGCGGCUUCGGCUGCACGGGUGACUUGAGUCCGGGACUAUCCCGACACGUCAAGCGUCGUGGAUAG